GAAGAGUUAUUGCAACAAACACCAACUUCCUCUUUAUUCUCUGACUCGGCACGUGUAAACAACCAUGACCCACACGUCGAGGAAAGGAUUCCAUAAGAACAAAUCUGCUUGUUGUUUUAAGAAGAAAUGGAAGACCAAACGUUAUUUGAGGGACGUUGAUCAAAUCCACGUCGACAUGAAACCUGCGGAGGCCUCGAAACUAUUGAACCAAGCCGUGAAUUACGAUUUGCCCGGCGCCGCGCAGUUCUACUGUCUCCAUUGCUCGAAAUAUUUCAUCAGCAAUUUUGCCUUGAAAGAACAUUUUAGGGGCAAACCCCAUAAACGAAGAAUUAAGGAAUUGAAAACCGAACCUUACAGUCAAGCAGAAGCUGAAAGAGCAGCUGGUAUGGGUUCCUAUAUUGCCCCAAAGACUGUUCAUGUUGAAACACAACCAUUGAAGCCAGAUUCUGAAAUAAUGGAAUUUUAAAAAGCUAUAAAAUUGUACAAAAUGUU
This is a messenger RNA of Octopus sinensis (East Asian common octopus), 492 nucleotides long. RefSeq names its product zinc finger protein 593-like. The record is from RefSeq and is a predicted model, not a curated record. The transcript is spliced from 3 exons. The coding region runs from base 65 to 466 and encodes 133 amino acids. NCBI's taxonomy places the organism in Eukaryota, Metazoa, Mollusca, Cephalopoda, Octopoda, Octopodidae. Gene Ontology annotation, molecular function: zinc ion binding; nucleic acid binding.